GCUUUAUAUAGCCCCAAGAACUGCCCAUCUAUCAGCUCUCCAGCGCACUCUGAUCACAAUCGUCAUACGCGUCACUCACUUCGACUACACUCCCUCUUCCCCUGGUCAACCCCAUCUCUCACUGACGACCUCUUCCUUGGAGCCCACAAAAGCCGCCCGUCGUCGCUCGAGCUGCUCAGCAAAACAUGUCCCCCAGCUCCCUCGUGGCAGGCGUCUCUGACCCUCUCAACUUCGUCCCUGCAGAACACUUCUUCACCCGAGCAGCCCAGUACCCUCACGGACCUUCUUCGAUCACGAAUGUCCACACGUCGUCGAGUCUCAAAUCUGAGGAUCCUCUCCGGUUUGCUGCGGGCCUAGAGUUCGAUGAUGGGACGGUUGCAAUCAUACAUUUCGCGAGUCCGAGUGUAUGGAGGGUGAGGUAUGACCCGACAUUCAAGACGAUUGCGGACUACUCAAUGGACAACUCCCGGUCGGUAAUGGAGAAGACCUGGGGUGCACUCGUCGACUCAAUACAACGGGAUUUGAACACUAUGUGGCGCACCAGGUUCACCCCGUCUGAAGACGGGGAGUACUUUACGCUCGCAACCGUUACAUACCUUAGCGUUGAAGACCGCGAUGAUGACAAAAACGGGACGAUCGACACCAAGCUCUAUAUGUGGAAAUCUCCCUUUCGUCUCCAGGUUACACGCAAACUCGAAGUCACGCCCUUGAUAAUCCCUGUCCCGCCCGACCUGCACGAAACCAACGUGCCCAUGGAGAAGGUUGUGUGGCAGACAAUAGCCCGUCCCUUCCGAUACGAGCCGAUGAAGUACCGCGUGAAUAACAUCAUUCUCCACGUGUGGAAGAAAGGAUCAGCUGAAUUCUUGGGCUUCGGCGAACAGGGAGGGAAGCAUCUCCUGAAAACGCCAAGCCAGAUGAAUUACUACUGUUACGACAACAUGUUGUAUGGGAACCUGUACAACAAGGGUCCCUUGGACGACCGCGAGCCUCUGUAUCACUCAUGCCCCUACUUCGUCGAGAUGAAUGCACUUCCAGGCUAUUCUAACGUGACGGCAACCUUCGUGGAUAACUACAGCCAAGUGGUGAUCGAUCUAGGCAAGUCGAAUGCCGGGCGCGUCUCCAUCGGCACACGGUUCAACGGCUUCGAUGCAUAUAUCAUGAGCGCGGACAACGUCGCCAAGCUCAUCGAGUCGCAUACAUUGCUCGUAGGACGUCCGCAUCUCAAGCCGCGCUAUGUACUAGGUAACCACCAGGGCUGCUACGGGUACAGAACCCGCGAGGACCUUGAAACCGUCGUUGCUGAGUAUCGGGCCGCGCGCAUCCCGCUUGAUGGACUGCAUAUCGACGUGGACUUCCAAGACCGAUACCGCACAUUCACCUGGAACGAGGACAAGUUCCCUGAUGUGCCGGGCAUGUUCGCCGAGUUAAGAGAGAAGGGUGUCAAGUGCUGCACGAACAUCACCCCUGUGAUCUCCCUCAAGGACGAGGGCGAGGGAGACGACUAUCCUACCCUGCAGGAGGGGCUCGCCAAGAAUUACUUCAUACCCGAUACGAGAUACCUUGAAGGAACGAGUGGAAAACCGGAGGAUGUGCGCUACACGUACUACUGGGGCAACUUGGAUGAACAAGGACUGCCUGUCCCACAGGAGGUGGACCCAAAUCUUGGCUCGUCGACCCCAGUAUAUGAGCAGAACUACAGUACUUUCGCGGAUAACUUCAACAGCGGGUCACCCUAUCAUGGUGGUGUCAGCUAUGGGGCUGAGCUGGGAACGCCGGGCUACUACCUGGAUCUUAAUCGUCCAGAGGUACGCGACUUCUGGGGCCAGCAGUAUGAGAAGCUUUUUGAAGCCGGACUGGAGUUCGUAUGGCAGGACAUGACCACGCCCGCGAUUGCCACCGGGUACGGCGAUAUGAAGGGUUUCCCAUCCCGACUAUGGAUCUCCACCGACCCUCAUUUCACUGAGCCUGGCCAGCCACCACCGCGGAAGACAGCGGCCGAGCUCUGGGCACUUUACAGCUUCAACCUGCACAAGGCUACAUACCUGGGCUUGAACAAGCUCGAAUGUCGGGAAAACAAGCGCAACUUUAUCGUCGGCCGUGGUUCUUUUUCCGGUAUGCACCGGUACGCUGGCCUAUGGACAGGCGACAACGCGUCCACCUGGGACUUUUGGCACAUCUCCGUCGCGCAAGUGCUCGCCCUCGGAUACAUCGGUGUGACCAUUGCUGGCUCCGACAUGGGCGGGUUUAUGCCGAAUGGAGAUGAAAAGUUCUGCGAUCCGGAUCUGCUCAUCCGUUGGUACUCAGGCUCGGUACUUCUUCCAUGGCACAGGAACCAUUACAUCAGGCGGAGCGGGGAGAAAUGGUUCCAGGAACCCUAUCAGUACACCAAUUACCUGCGCGACCACCCUGAGAUCGAAGCGGAUCAGGGAUGGCUCUAUUCCGCUGUCGAGCCAAUAUGCCGGUACUAUGUGUCCUUGCGGUACAGUUUGAUGCAAUUGCUCUACGACAAGAUGUUUGAGAAUCAGGUCAACGGCCUUCCAAUCGUCCGUUCCAUGCUCAUCACCGACCCUCUCGAUCAGACACUGUUCAACGAACAGGACCAUUUCCUCGAUAGUCAGUAUGUCUGUGGACAGGAUCUUCUGGUAUGCGCCGUCACUGAGUCCCAUACGAUCAACAUCGGCAAGCGUCAUACCUACGUCCCUCAACCCGACAACUGGUACACCUUCAACCUCCGAAUUGACGGAUCCCUCGGUCUUCCGCUGUCCCCUGUUGUGGAAGGCGGAUCCGUGUUCAUGUACGACUGCCAUAUCUCUGCCAACCCCGAUCACAUUCCCUACGUCACACCAAUGUAUGUUCGCGAAGGAGGUAUCAUUCCGCAGAUUGAAGUGCGCCAAUACAUUGGCGACAAAAGCCCACCGAACCCCAUCACUUUGCAUAUCUACCCGGGCAAGAAUAACACCUACUCGAUGUAUCUUGACGACGGUGCGUCCCGCACAAGUGCACCAGACAUGGUUCCACAAGAGGAAUUCCCGGAAGACAACAUGGCACGUAGUGAGUACCGCGAGGUGCUUGUCUCACAAACCACCCUUGGCACGUCACGACACAUUACGCUGACUAACGUACACGACGGGUACGGCCCGGCAAACGUUGCUAGGGACAUCGGCAACACCUAUACUGUCGUAGCUUGGGUUGACCCUUGCGAGCCACAGUUGAGGACGGGUACAUUCACGGACAGGUCUGGUAAAGAGGUCACCGCUGGAUGCUCGUUCAAGUGGGAUGCUGCGGUCAAGGCGGGUGUCGCAACCAUUCCAGUUGAGCUCUUGGGAGGUAUGUUGACGAUUGUAAUGAAACCAUAGAGACGGUUCAAACACAUUUCAUGUUCUCACGCAUCAUCCUUGGGCAUCUGUAUGACAUACAUUAGGUGGUGACAUAGAAUAUCCUUAAUACAAAAUUCAGUAAC
Dacryopinax primogenitus is the source of this 3460-nucleotide messenger RNA. Its product is annotated as alpha-1-4-glucan lyase. Gene Ontology annotation, biological process: N-glycan processing; carbohydrate metabolic process. Gene Ontology annotation, molecular function: alpha-glucosidase activity; carbohydrate binding. Bases 186 to 3356 code for a protein of 1056 amino acids. The record is from RefSeq and is a predicted model, not a curated record. Gene Ontology annotation, cellular component: glucosidase II complex. Lineage: Eukaryota; Fungi; Basidiomycota; Dacrymycetes; Dacrymycetales; Dacrymycetaceae. The transcript is spliced from 7 exons.